AGAAAAAACAGAGAGGUCGUUCUCAUUUUGCCACAGUAAUUAUAUGGGCGUGGUUUCACAUACCGGAAGUCAGUUUGUUGAUUGCAGCCCGGCAGGCGCGCGCACACAAAGAGAGAUUGCAGUUGGCCAAUCUUUGUAGCUAUACGCCCCAGAGAGAGAGAAGAGAGAUCAAGAGAAGUUUCGUGCAUCUGUACGGGAUAGUGCAAUAGCUAUAUGCAGCGCUUGCCCAAAGUUUGAACUUCAUAUCCUACAGGUGUAAACCACACUCCCCAGAGAAUCAUACAAUGCAGCCUCUAACGCAGCUAGGAAAGGUUUUAUCAGGAGUUCUGUUCUUGAGCUCAAUGUUGCUAAGAACUAGUGGCACCCAAACACUGCAAUUUCUUGGCCAACCGCAAUUCAUAGCCCAUGUUUCUCUCGCUGCUCCACCAGGCAGCGUCAUCUACACAUUACUGGCAAUCAAUAGCACAUUCAGAACCCCCGAGGGU
This is a messenger RNA of Geodia barretti, 485 nucleotides long. The record is from the annotation of a GenBank genome assembly. NCBI's taxonomy places the organism in Eukaryota, Metazoa, Porifera, Demospongiae, Tetractinellida, Geodiidae.